Molecule: messenger RNA, 393 nt
Organism: Macrosiphum euphorbiae (potato aphid)
Lineage: Eukaryota; Metazoa; Arthropoda; Insecta; Hemiptera; Aphididae
Source: the annotation of a GenBank genome assembly
AUGGAUGAAUUAUGUGUUUUAAUUUUGAUGAAGUUUUACCCUAAUCUGCAGAUGGAUAAACAUUUUGCAUUUCGAAGGUCGUCGGGUCGAAGUAGAACGCUGAUAGAUUUGACUAACACGUUCUUAGAGCCUAAUUUUCUGAAGCGCACAAAAAUCAAGACCGCUUUGCAACAUCCCUGGAUCAAAGAAGGCAAUAUCAAAAUGCCCGAGGAUGUGGCCAUAGCAAACGAAACGAUCACGGCCAGUAUAAGCGAACCAAUAGUAACAGAGACUUCAUUGAGGGUACCUGCAUUUCAUUACCAGUUGCCGGAAUACGAGAAAUCAAUUAGUACCGACAACGAGUUGUUCACAUCAGUCGUAGAGGAAAUCGAGGUUGUUGAACCUAAAACAUAA